GGGUAUCCGCCGUGGAUAUAAUUGGGUAAGCCAGAAGCCAAAGCACCAGAAGAUAUACAGGGGGAGGGGUUCCUUUCUUCUCCCACCGUCGCUGCCGCCAGCUGCCCAGCUGCGCCUCGUCGUCAGAGGGUUCCCUUUCCUGUUCGAUGUGACGCAGCCCCCCGCUGCGCCCCGACGGCGGCGGCCUCACCGGCUGGCGAUGGGCACGACAAACUGAGACCUCCCUUUCCACCCAAGUUCUCUUUCCUCCUUCUCUCUCUCUCUCCCUCUCUCUGCGGAAGGUGGCGGUGCUGCACUCUGUUGGUACAAGAGUCUGGAGUGCAGUGCAGAUCCACCCGGCCGGACCUGGAUCGAUAUCUCCGUUUGUUGGUUCUUUCCAUCGUGCAGGUUCAAUAAAACCAAUAAAUUCUGGGGUUCAACUGAACCCCCAAUCCGAGUAUAACGGCCACUCUGUGCUGCAAGGUUUGUCUAAGAUUUUCGUGCAAUAACGGCCAUGUGGAGGCUCAAGCAGUUCAUCCCCAAGGAGCAGCCCAGCCCCAGCGGCCUCGAGGGUCGGACGGUCGAUGUUGGCAAUGUCAAGGUGCACGUCCGAGAGGCCAUUGCUGAGGGUGGGUUCUCAUCUGUCUAUGCUGCUCGAGACCUGGUAAACCCAGCGAAGCAGUACGCCCUCAAGCGCGUGAUUGUCCAGGACGAGGAGUCGCUGAACCUGGUCCAGAAGGAGAUCACGGUGAUGCGGUCGCUCAAGGGGCACCCUAAUGUGGUCACACUGGUUGCACACGCCAUACUGGACAUGGGACGGAUGAGGGAGGCACUGCUGCUCAUGGAGUUCUGCGGGAAGUCACUGGUUUCUGUGUUGGAGGGCAGAGGAGCAGGUUACUUUGAUGAGGAGAAGGUGGCGCUGAUCUUCCGGGAUGUUUGCAAUGCUGUCUUUGCGAUGCAUUGCCAGACGCCACCUCUUGCUCACAGGGACCUAAAGGCAGAAAAUGUUCUUGCUGCUGAUGGGGCAUGGAAACUAUGCGAUUUUGGUAGUGUAUCGACAAAUCAUAAGUGCUUUGAUAAACCUGAGGAGAUGGGCAUUGAAGAAGAUAACAUCAGGAAGCACACUACUCCUUCAUAUAGAGCUCCUGAGAUGUGGGACUUGUACAGUAGGGAGGUUAUCAGUGAGAAAGUAGAUAUCUGGGCUCUUGGGUGUCUCUUGUAUAGAAUUUGCUACUUCAAAUCAGCAUUUGAUGGAGAAUCAAAGCUCCAAAUACUUAACGGGAACUAUCGCAUCCCAGAAUUGCCGAAGUACAGUUCUUCUAUUACAACACUUAUCAAAGACAUGCUUAAUUCUUCUCCAGAUGCCAGACCGGACAUCACACAGGUGUGGUUCCGUAUUAAUGAGUUACUUCCAUUGGAGCUGCAAAAGGAUUUACCUGAUGGAUCUCCAUCUGGAUCAGCAUUUGAAUCUCACACUGCCACUGAUGAAGUAUCAAUGAGGCCACAGCAGAUGAGUGGCUCUUCAUCAAGAGAGAAUAUCAAGAAUACCUCUCUUAGUGAUUCUUCCAACAUAAUGGUACAAAGUCCUCUGAAAGCUAUAGGGAACAUGGGUUCUAUGGGUGCAUUUUGGUCAACUCAACAUGCUCAGGAGCUAUCUUUUGCUGAUGACAAGGAGCCAGCUUUUGAUAAAGAGCCCAUUGAUCAAGUCAGAUCAAAGCAAUCACAGGCUAAGAACCAGAACACAGCAGCUCGCAAUUCAUCUCGGAAGUCUCUGUCUGCAUCAGUUGAUAGUUCCCCUGGGGAUUUCGAAAUUAGGUUUUCUGCAAAUGGCUCGGAGUCUAGGUUGGAGGAAACCAAAACGGUAAUAACAGAGAAUAAAACAAAGAUACAAACUACUGCCUUCAACUCCUGUGCGUCAGACUUUGAUAAUAUCAAAAUGAACUCACGAAACACUACUGACAGUAUAAACAUAACUAGCAAAUUGAAAGAGCUUCAAUUGGAAGCAGAAGUAACUUUACUCAAGGAACAAUUAAAGAUAGCAAACCUGGAGAAGGAAGAAAUUUCGUUGAAGUUUGAUAAGUUGUCUGCCAUUUGCUCCUCUCAGAGGCGAGAGAUACAAGAGCUUAAGCAAGCUUUGGCUGCAGCUUAUGUUACGCCACCAGCUAAACAGUUCAGAGAAAAUUCAAGUGUUGAAGUCACCCCACCCAGCAAAAGCCUCGACACUCCGCCGAGGGAGAAGAUUGAAGGAACCCCUCCAGAGCUCCGGCAAGGCCUGUUUACUUCAAGCCCAGGAACACCAAGCCCUGACCUGAAAACAUGGUCAGCUUUCCUUGAAGAGCCAAAAUCUCAAGCAGCUGUGAAGAGUGUCCACCCCAGGUCAGUCCGAACUCUGCGUGCAUCAAACAGCAACAAAGCCAGCUCGUUGGGACAGUCAAAUAUAAGUUCUAGCACCGAUCCAUUUGCGUUUGGUCAAGAUAGUUUUAAGGCUGCUCCUUCUGGAACUGUACUUCCCCUGUUAUCAAACAUGGGGAAUACUUCUCAGCUCAGUAAUCUGAAUAUAGAAGAAAAGAAAGACGGAUCCUACCAACCAGAUGGAUGGACUGGGUUUUGAUUGUGCUAUAGUAAUUUAUGUGCCAAAAGAGUCAAGAGUUCAUAUGGUCUUGGUGGUGUGGUAUACUGAAGGUGCAGAGAGGAAUGCCUGAACUGGUGUAGGUAUGUGUGACAAUGCUUUUUGUACAAUUGUUCUGGUCCUGAGCUAGCAUCGUGAUGCGUUCAGUUGUAACUGUAGUGCAAAUGUAAGUUGCAACUUGCAAUUAAUUGCUAGAUAUUAGAUAUAGGAAGAUGUUUUUUUUUCUUAUGUAGACAAGCUUGUGGUGUCAUGAAUUUUGGAGGCAUGCUAUAUAGAUAUAGCCAUCUAUUAUACCAUAUCAUGAAUAAAGGGUUAUCAUUUAGUGACAA
Messenger RNA from Zea mays, 2937 nucleotides. Its product is annotated as probable serine/threonine-protein kinase DDB_G0276461. Gene Ontology annotation, molecular function: ATP binding; protein serine/threonine kinase activity. The coding region runs from base 494 to 2590 and encodes 698 amino acids. Gene Ontology annotation, cellular component: cytoplasm. Gene Ontology annotation, biological process: protein phosphorylation. Lineage: Eukaryota; Viridiplantae; Streptophyta; Magnoliopsida; Poales; Poaceae. The transcript is spliced from 8 exons. The record is from RefSeq and is a predicted model, not a curated record.